UGUAUGUAAUAAGGACGUGCUUGGGUAUUUAUAUCUGUCAUCUGUUCUCUGCUGCUUGAAACACUUUUGGUCUGUCGUUUCCGACAUUUCCGUCCUUCUCCAUCCAUUCAUCCGUCCACCUACUCUACUCUACUCUACUCUACUAUACGGCCUGGUCUAUCCACAACACUACCCAUAUACUACCAAUUAACCACGGAUUAAACCAACUAUUCAAACAUCCAUACUUAACCCCCUAGCAGAAACAAAUGUCGAAUAUGAAUACAGCCUGAAUCAAGAGGCCAGCCAAUUAGGUGGUGUGCGAGGCUUCACUAGACGGACAGUGCCCUCCUCAUGUCCAUGAAAUGGAUCUCAACAACUCAGCACUUUGGGACCACCAAGAAAGCGGAAAUGUUGCAUGGUGGGCAGGUCGGCGCCCAAAUGACAAUGAUAUUAUCGCAGGUAUCAAAACUUGUUCAUCAGACGUUCCAAACACUCCCGAAACAAAUCCACGAACGCGCCAGGGACAACUACCUGCCUGCCUGCUGUAUCUCUGCUACAUGUCUUUGUUCGUCAAGGUAUCCGGGCUCAAUGCAUCUCCCCGAUCAUAAAUACGAAAUAUACGACAACAAAAUCCUUCUUCCACGACGGCCAACACCAAGAAGCCAUCAGUCUUAGAUUGCCCAUCCUGUCUCGCUCCGAACGCCAUACUCCUCAUGAUGUAGCGUCACGCGUACAUCAGGCACAUAUCACUAUACCAGUGGCUCAGACGUAGGUCCGCUGGCGCUUUUCUGGCGGGCUUUGGCCAUCCAUUCGCCCUUGGCUGCUUUGUGAGAUGCUUGUUGGGAAACUAGCUCGGCUCGCACUGGUGGGCGUCAGGCCGUACUGGUUUGCGCCAUUUACCAUGCCGUAGCCUUGAUCCAUCCCUGCCGUCAUGGGAGACUGCUGCGGCAUCUGUCCCGGGGACCAGGUGGCACCAGUCGCUGGCGGCGUGGGCGUUGUCUCAAACUUGAAAUUCGUUCCGCCGGAAGUGUUCAAGUUGCUCGGCGGGUUCAUGUAACCUGCGCCACCAACUACAUAACCUGAGCCUGAUUCUUGUUGAGUCGAAGGGUCAUAACCCUUAAGAAGGUAGCUCAAGUGAUUUUCGACAAUCUUCUGCAUUCCACUCUUGGUAAAUGGCUUGGCCAGAACUCCGUUCAUACCUAGUGAUGCAAAAUUAGUUCCCAUGUUCGUUCGCAACUCUCCUGCUUCAGCUAGCACUUACCGUGUUCAAAAUAGCAGUGGACCUCGUCAGAUCGGAUAUUCGACGUCAUAGCAACAAUGGGAAUGGCAGGGCAGUCUUGCCGAAUAUACAUGGUUGUCGAGACACCAUCCAGCUUGGGCAUUAUGAUGUCCAUGAAGAUCAUGUCGAAAUGAUCACGGGCAACACUAGUGAUACGGCUAUAUGCGUCUGCUCCGUUUUGCUAAUCGAUGGUCAGUCAGGUGGCCCAAUAGGGUUAUUGGGGAAAUCACAUACAGCAUGCUCGACUUCACAGCCCAUCGACUUGAGAAACUUGAUACCAAUCUUAGCACAAGUCGGAUCAUCUUCAACAAGGAAAAUCCUGGGUUUUCGUGAUGCCCAAGUGAGGGCCGAGUUGGUCGACGAGUUAGAGUUUGCGUGUGUUUGGAUGUUGAUAGGCUGGGGAGCAGGCACCUCCUGCAUGGCAUUGGCGCUGGACUCAUUCGGCAUCGCAUAAGGGAUUUUGUGGAUGUGAUCUGAGUGGAAAGGAUCGAUGCCGACGGUUUGACCCACCGGGUACACGGGAUAGCGGUUGAUGUCGUUCAUUGGAUCAUGCAUCAUAGGCAUUGAGGCUUGUGGGAUGACAACUGCGGAGUCUGCCGGAGAUCCAUAUACGCCCUGAAGACGUUCCAGCUCUCGGUCGGCAAUUUGAUCAGGUGUCACGCUGGACAGAAGCUCACGAGCCCUUCGCAGUUCUGGUGCCGAAUCGUCACUACCAUCCAGAGGAGAUGUCCCGACAUUGAGGUGCAUGCUCUGUUGAUGGCGGUUGUUUGAAGGUGAGAGGUAAUUAAGCAUUUCGUGCUGUGAUUGCUUUUGCGCAUUGAGCAUUUUUUGCAAAGUCAGAACCUCAUUCACAAGAAGUCGGUUGGUCUGAGACACUUCAGUGAAGAGCUCCUGAAGCUGUUGAACUUGCUGCUGGGUAGCUGUCAGUUGUUCAGUCAUGACGCUGAUGUGAUGGCUGGUUGUGAAGUCCUCUGUGGCUUGUGUCCUCCUUGGUGCCGGGGCCUUUCGACGAAUGUUAUCGAGAUCGUCCUUGCUGCCCACCCUGAAAUUGGGAUGCUUGAACUCGAGAGUCUAGCUUUCUGGUCAUUAUUGGCUUUAGCAUCCAACGGUCAGGUAAACUCACAUUGGCACCAUUGGCCGCAGAUCCACUGUCAUUUGUUUGUCGCACUUUAUGGAAAUCGUACUUGUUCAAUUGUCGGACAAAACUAGCCAUGUUGCUGUGCUUGAAGUGCUUAGGCAAGAUUGAACGUGUGAAUUUUUCGUUCUAGGCCUAUUAGCGUUUGAUGGUUAUAGUCGAUUUCAGCUCAAGCCUACCUCAACAACGACGAACGUAUCGCCGUCUUUUCCCCAUCUUGCAACGUCCUGAUGCGCUGGAUCUUCGAGCAUCCUUGAAAAGUGUUAGCAUUGCAUGCACAGGCAGCUACAAGUGGCCAUACCGAUAAAGCUUGCGAACCUAUCAGAGGUGUCAGUUGUGAUGUAAUCAGCCACUGUCGUCUUGUCGACUUACAAACUCGCUGGCAUUGCUGCCACCAACCCCGGGGGUUGAGGUUCCGUCACCAGACAUAUUAUGUGUUUAUAUAAGGAGUGCCUUUUCUACUCUAUGUUUUGCUUCGAGAUGAUUUCGCCGCCCGUUUGCUAUCAGAACAAUACGGAUUGUUCAAGAGUCGAUUCGACGGAUAACGGAUGGAAGAGGCGUUUAACCGGGCCGAGUCGCCGUUGAUCGUUGUCGAACCUUAGGUAACAAACAAUAAGUCAAAAAAGAACAGUUCUGGUUCUUUUGAACAGAUGAUGAAUGGUUUUCGAUGCGCCGAGCAGAGAUGAUAACGAAUGGCGUAAGGGCUAGUUGCAGACUCUAGAACUGGACGCGUUGAUGUUCAGUCGUCGCCAGCAGGUCCAGGGGCUCCAAAGCUUUGCUGGCUAGAGUGCUCCAGAAUGAAUUAAAAGGGCCUUCGCAGGGAGAUCGAAUCGAGGGCGACGAUGCGAUAGAUGAGGGCUGUCGCAAUUGCAAGACCAAGGGGCUGAAAAUGGGGAGGGAAUGAGGAACGGGAAACGGGGACCGGGCCUGAGUUGUAUCUCAAGACAGACAAAGUUGGGAGGCCGUGUGAGCGGGAGUGGGCACAGGCGUGGGUGGAACGGAAUAGCCUGCUUUUGUCUCUGAACUCGAGUGGCUUGGCUUUGGCGGGGGGUCGUAGUGACUUACCUCCUGGCCCGGUUAUGUGGAUAUUACCAGAUACUCAGUACCUAGCGCACCUUGCUCAACACGCUCUCUUCCGAGAGCAGAUGGCACUUCCCACUUGGGCUGGGGCAGGGGGAUCUGUGCUUUUGCUGGUACUGGUGCUGAUGCUGAUGUCGCUGCUGAUGCUCUGAGCAAGGCGAAAAAGAAAAGCUUGAGCCAGAGUGGGCUUUUCCGGCCAAGGUUGGUUUAGCCUCAACCAAGAUCGCGGUGGGAAUGAAGCGCUAUUGCGCGAACAAGUCUGGCGGCCGUCCCUGUGGGGGGUCCCCUUGUGUCCAUCCAAAGCUUUUUGGUCCUUCACAGCACUCCAUGACCCUUGGUUGGCUGCCCGGUUGUACUGGAGAUCGUCCCCAAAUUCGACUGUGUGGAGGUGAUCAUGGCGCACCGUGGCCACUAUGUGACCUAAGCUUCGUUUGGAAGAUCGCUAGCUGGUGAAGAAGCGAGAGAGAAAAAACCACACAGCUGUUGAGAUAUCCAUUCUGCUACAGUCCUGGCUUCGACGCCAUGUUGAUCGUUCUCGCGCCGUGCGCACGGAAAACAGGACAUCCACUACAAACACGAAGCCGGUCACGACGAGACAUUCGCUGCAAGAAUGACGGGUCCGUCAGAUUUGUGUUCCUCUUUCUUUAGCCCCAUUGUUUCCGUCACUCCUGGCUUGGUUAUGUCAGGAAGGCUGUUGGAGCUGUCCCGUGUCUUGGUUCCAUUUGUAAAGCCAUGCAGUGUUGCGCCAUGUAGGGAGGCGGAUGCGGGUGGUGUUAUUCAAGACUUGGGCAGCCGACAGGAGAGAUAAAGAAUGCUUUCCUUGAUGUAGCAAUAGACGCCUGGCCAGCUUUGUGUCCAGGUGCUUGCGCUAUUGUGUCAGCUUAAACUUCCAACGUGACCAAUCAACUCAGACUUUAACUAGAUGAGAAAGCCGUCGUAAAGUGUUCCUAGUGUUGAGUACUGGGGCCACGUUCCUGACUGCAUUUGUAGCAUGCUGUGGAAUGCUGGGAAUUUCUCUCACUCGAUCAACGGAAGACACCUGUCGUGGUUGUAGCUCAUGACUCGGGAUUGGAGACCCAGCAGCCUGGAAAUCUGGCUACUGUCUAAAUCAUGUAGCCACAACCAUAGUUCUCUUCGAUACAGCAACAUUGAUGACAUCAGAUGGCUAUAAUCGUAGUUUGAGUGGUAUUGAUAAUGCGACUGCCUAUUUCUAGGCUCCAGAUAGAGGCAUGUCGUUGUUAGCUAAGCUCGGCGGUUCCCUGGUCAAGCCAAACGCCAACGUUCUUAACUAAACAGUAGUGAGACUCCCAGUUGUCGGGGAUGAAUAAUUAAGGGUAUGUCUUGAGACUGUGUUGCCCUCGAGGUGUAUGAAACCAUGACUGGUGUUUCCAUGCAGAUUCGAUGUAAGGGCCGGUCAGGUUUUCUUACACCAUUAGACCCUGUAGUUUGCGUUGACUGAGGACCCAGUGUUGGGCGCUGACGCUUUGUGAGAAGAUCUGCAAGAGAAUCAUGAUGCAGCAAGAUCGGGGCAUCGACACAGCGCUAGGGAUAAAAUACUGAGAAAACCUGAGAACCUUACCCCGUACAUUGCAACACCAUGCUCAAUCAACAGCCUAGCCGUUACCUUGGAAGAAAGCUGAAAAGACAUGAGGGAAACGUUCCGAGAGAAUAGCUUACGAGAGUGAGGAACCAGUCCGCUAAUGACCACUUGCUGUAGACGUUUCGGUUAUCGUCGAACCAGAGUCAUAGAAAGUCAGCCAAGAACUGAGACGACACACUCAGCCUCAGCCAAUGCUUGAGUACUGGCCGCAGCAUAUCAGGUCUUAGUGUUGUCCUUGCCUGGAAUGGUCAUCUUUCCUCGCAUGCCGUGGUACGGAUUUAGCUGCAAUAAGGGAGAUCAGCGAAGCUGAAUACGGAGUAGAGUCCAAGCAAUAUUGAGUAACAUCGAAAGUGGAAGCCGGAACUCGAUCUAGCAAUGCUAGACCAGGAUAUGAUAAUGUUUCUUUUUAGCCUGUUAUUUUUCGCGUCUAUUCCUGUUAUAGGAUAUCAAGCACUGUCCUUUACUGUACGGUUCGCGUGCUUUGUGGUCGUCGGGUAGAGUGUGGGUGCUGAAGAAGCGACUGCCGCAUCUUAUUGAACGUCAAGAUAGACUCUUGAACCCCCAAGAUGCUCUAUCGGGAAGCAAUAGUUUGUUCAAAUGUGGAGGUCAAGAUAGAAACAAGCGAGAGGUCCAUGAUCGGUCGAGACCGUGGCCGUUGGCAAAGAACGAGGGCGAGAACGAAGCGGGUAGCUACCUUCAUUGCAACUGUACGAGCGGAUGCGGGCACACUGUACACGAACCGCAGAUAUGGAGAUCGCAAUCUAUCACCUGCCUCAAACUAAUCUGGCGACCUAACACAGUGCACGGCUGAGAAUUCCUUAAAAGGGCAAAGAUGAAGGGAGGGUCCAGCGCUUGUACUCUCAGAAAUCAUUCUUUUAUUAGUUCUUUUGAAUUAUUAGGGCCUAUUUGCGGGGUUGUUUAAUGACAGGGGGAGAGGACCCUGAAUUCCUGAGGUUUGCCUUACCUUUGUAGCUUUUAUCACUGAAAACCCUCAGAUGGAAGACUUUUGUUGGCCUGGCCUUGGUCGAUAACCAUCAUCUAGGUACUCUGUACAGUUUGUACUUAUGAAUAACACUAGGGCAGCGUUUUGAAGCACAUUUCGCAAGAUCAUCACACCCACACACUACCUCUCAGGGUUAGGUAGGUCGAGGGCAUCUACAAAGCUGGAUUACCACCACAAACCUGACCUAAUUGACUUGCGACUGUCUAAAUUGAGAGACAUCUGCAUCAAAUUCUACGACCGAGACAUGCCUAGGAUCCAAGAUAUAUAAAAAGACAGUUGCGGAUGCCUUCGUGAACGUAUUGAACGCAAACAACAUUUGACAGCCACACUAAUCCACGGUCAUCUCCCAGCCGGCAAGGUUUCGUUGCAUGGUAGGUCGUUUGAGACCAUCGCUUUGACUAUAUUUCAAGUUGUGUCUCUCAUUGUCCCGGAUAUUUCCCUCGUUCGUCGAGGAACCGGAUCCACCAAGGGACAACUCUACAGUUGAUGCUUGGACAAUUCCAGCUGCCAGAAGCCCUAUCCACCCUCUAAUUUUAGCAUGUUGUUUCCCCUGCUCAAGAUGGAAGAUGCUAAAAAGGAAACCAAACGACCCGAAAGUUGUCGGACCGCCGGCGAAGCCGCAUAGAUAAAUGUUGCCUCUCUAGUUUAGUCCCCGAUCGGGCGCUACAGCCUCCCGGAACCGAAGCGACACCAAGUCUUCUCAUCCGAUGAGUACUGCCUGUUCCUGAGCAUGUGCCUGUCGUUCAUAUUCCGCCAGGCUCGUGCUUAAACGGGCCUCAUUGAGAGACGCCAUUAUCGAGCCAGUUCGAGUGUCAGCUGUCUGUCAAAAGUCAAACCCCCUCCUCCAAAGGCAAUAGCUCCUUGUUAAGCGAAACUUAGACGCUCGGGCGUCUAGGCUUGCCGAGAAACAAACAAGGCGGAAACACAACUACUGAGAUACCUUGUGGAGGUCACAAAUAUGUAAGUGUUGGGUGUUUUCGGAAUUUGAGUGGUCCGCGUGUUACAGUCAAGGCUCCAGAUAUAGCGAGCUGAAGUAUUAUGCCUGGUAUGUGUAGCAAAGUGAAGUCUGGAAUGUCCACGAAGUCUAUCGGAACCCAUCGUUCGGCGUCGGGUAAUAUUAUUUCCACCAGAUCAACGGGCGAUUAGUUCUUUGGCAGUGGAGUUGGAGGGUUUGUGUGAUUACUCAGCAGAGCAGUUUGACUAAUUCACCGAGGUGAGAGCCCCUACACCGAGGUGAGGUGGGGAGGUAGGUUCUGUUGAUUGAGUCACUGGAAAUUUGACCUAACCCCACGGUUCGCGUGCGCUUCAACUUAAACUUCACAAUAUUCGCCCAAACAUCUCGGACGCAACGCUCUAACCCCGACAAGUAACCAUGUCGCACAAGGGCAAUAGUGGCAAGGGCAAAAAGUCCUCAAAAACAGGAGCCGAGAGCAAAAGCGAGGAUGUUCUCCAGGCGGUUGUCCUUGCCGACUCCUUUCAAGACAGAUUCAAGCCCUUCACCACCGAGAAGCCAAGAUGUCUUCUCCCUCUCGCAAACACCCCCCUCAUCGAGUAUACCCUUGAAUUUCUAGCCAUGAACGGUGUCAACGAAGUCUACAUCUACUGUGGUGCUCAUACCGACCAAGUCGAAGACUACAUCAGCCGAUCUCGGUGGUCAGCAGCCGCGCGCACGUCUCCCUUUUCCGUUCUACAAUUUGUCCGAGUCUCCGAUGCCCGAUCAGCCGGCGAUGUCCUACGAGAUAUGGACAAGAGAUCUCUUGUCGAUGGCGAUUUUAUCCUCGUGCAUGGCGACCUCGUGUCCAACAUAAUGCUUGAUGGUGCUCUGGCGGCGCACCGAAAACGGAGGCAAGACAGCGCAGCCAAUAUCAUGACAAUGGUGUUGCGCAGUGGUGGAGAGGAUGAUCACCGAACAAAGACGAACGGAAUCACGCCCAUUUUUGUGGUCGACACAAAGACUCAACGAUGUCUUCACUACGAUGAGAUGAGCCCCUUAGCAAGCGAUCGAUACAUGUCAUUAGAUCCAGCUGUCGUGGAUGAGCUAUCCACCGAAUUCGAGAUUCGAUCCGACCUCAUCGAUGCUCAGAUCGACAUUUGUACACCCGAGGUACUUGCGCUUUGGUCAGAAAGUUUCGACUACGAGCUUCCCAGGAGAAACUUCCUUCACGGCGUGCUCAAGGACUGGGAGCUGAACGGCAAGAUGAUCUAUACUGAGAUUUGCGAGGAGGGUUACGCAGCCCGAGCAAGCAAUUUACAGCAGUACGACGCCAUCAGCCGCGACAUUCUAGGCCGAUGGACUUAUCCCUUCAUUCCAGAGUGCAAUAUUGUUCCCAAACAGGCUUACCAGCGUCACAGACCAGGGGUUGUGGUCGAGCACGGUGCAUUCUACGCGAAUACUUCCCAAGUCCAGAACUCGGUCAUCGGACGCAACAGCUACAUUGGCCCGGAAAGUAGAAUCUCCAAUUGCAUAAUUGGGCGAGACUGCAAGAUUGGUAAGAAUGUCAUUCUGAAGGACUGUUACAUCUGGGAUGACACCACAGUCGGGGACGACGCAAGGAUAUACAGAUCUAUCGUGGCAGAUUCGGUCACUAUUGGAGAGAACUCAACUAUAGCAGAAGGUAGUCUCAUCUCCUUUGGUGCCACCAUUGGCAAGAGCAUUAGUCCCCCUAAAGAUACUGUCAUUUCAUGCGUCGAUUCUAAGGGCAAUCCCUUGACGCCGGAUACCGAGUUGCUUGGAUCUGGUACCAACGCCGCAGCAUUCAAGGACCCUGAGGAUGAUGAGGUUGACGAGAGAGACCCCUGCCAACUUCAGAAGAGUCUCAUGUACAACCUUUUCCAGUUCAAUAUCUCCACCUCAUCGGUGUCGACACUGUCUUCGGAAAUCUCUGAAGAUAUUCCGGAUGAGAAUUCGCUGCACGUCGACACCACCGACCCUUCCCGCCGCACGUCCUUCGCCUCCGAUGAUGCUGGCGACAAACUCUCAUUCCACAGCGAGGCCGUACACGGUCUGGUCGACGCUCUUCGUGCCGAGUCCGGUGAUUUCGAUUCGGCUAAGCUUGAGUUCAUGGGCUUGCGUCUCUCCAACGAUGCCUCGGACGCUAUGAUGCGCCGAGCUGUGGCCACUGCAUUUGCCCGUCACGCAGUCGACCUCAUGACCCCUGAGCACGGCAAUCUCGAACCCAGCAAGGCCGCUGAACAAGCGUUAAGGGCUCGCAAGGGUGCAGCAAAGUUCAUCAAUGAGGUCGGAAUUGGUGGCGAUGAUGAUAAUGAGGCCGAGCAAGUCGAGUUCAUCAUUGCGCUCCAGAAGGCACUCACGCGCUCCCAAGGACCCGAGCAGUCCCGUGUUGGCACUCUCCUCGCCGCAAUGCUACAGCAGCUAUAUGCGCUCGAUAUCCUUGAGGAGGAGGGUAUUCUGAGUUGGUGGGGUAAUGAGCGUACCGUUGAAGGUGAGGCUAUGACAUUGCUGAAAGAAAAGUGUCGUGUGUUGGUGGAGUGGCUGGAGAACGCCGAGGAGGAGGAUGACAGUGAUGAGGAAUAGAUGGUUUUGCGUCAUUCUGUCUGUAAAGAUCACGGAGUACAAAAUAAACAAAGGGACAUGGCUUUUUAUAUAAAAUAAAAAAAGUCUAACACAAGACACCUUCCUACCUGU
Messenger RNA from Fusarium verticillioides 7600, 9722 nucleotides. RefSeq names its product translation initiation factor eIF-2B subunit epsilon. The transcript has 3 exons. Gene Ontology annotation, cellular component: eukaryotic translation initiation factor 2B complex. Lineage: Eukaryota; Fungi; Ascomycota; Sordariomycetes; Hypocreales; Nectriaceae. Bases 7449 to 9611 code for a protein of 720 amino acids. The record is from RefSeq and is a predicted model, not a curated record. Gene Ontology annotation, molecular function: translation initiation factor binding; translation initiation factor activity; guanyl-nucleotide exchange factor activity.